Molecule: messenger RNA, 5045 nt
Organism: Mus caroli (Ryukyu mouse)
Lineage: Eukaryota; Metazoa; Chordata; Mammalia; Rodentia; Muridae
Gene: Rgs22
Product: regulator of G protein signaling 22
Biological process (GO): regulation of signal transduction
Cellular component (GO): cytoplasm; nucleus
Molecular function (GO): G-protein alpha-subunit binding
Source: RefSeq, a predicted model, not a curated record
GGGCAGCCCCAGGCCGCGUGCCGCGGGGCGGCAGUCGCUCCCUAGACAGCGGGGCUGGGCAGCUGGGUCCCCCCCGACAGGAUGCCGGAGAAGCGGCUCUCGGCGGAGCCGCCAGAAGUUACAGAAGACGAGUUUGAAAAUUAUUUGGCAACAGACAACUUCCUUGUGGAUUACUUUAAUGAGUUCUUAAGUCUUCCUACCUUUCCAGAGGCAAUUAGAUUUAAUGUAGACUAUGGAGUUUUUGAAGUAGUUAAUGAUGCACCACAACUUCUGGAAAAGCAACUGAAAAAAAUUCUGCAAAACCAGCAACCUCGGAAUCCCAUUUAUGACGUUGUGAGGAAAGGGAAGAGUGACAGUAAAUCUACUCAGAAAAGUGUCCCCUGCGAAGACGAGGCCAUCAACGUCAACUACAGCAUCAUGUGUCUCAAGCGUGAACAAGGUAUUGAUUGGAUCAAAAGGGAAAGACUUCCGGCAUUUCUGGAAAGCGAUUGCUACUUUGAAUACAGGCUAGCAAAGUUGAUCUCGCAAGCAACAUGGAGCAGCACAGGCAUGAAUUUCAUAGUGGGUACAAACUUUACUCCCUGGAUCCUCAGAAGACCGCCUGCUCCACCUCCUCCCAGCACCGACGAAGACAAUUAUAUGAUUAUGAAGAAGUUCUACGUUUCACUUGGCCAGGCUUCCUAUACUCAAACAAAAGACUGGUUUACACUAGCCAAAGAGAGUGAGAAUACAGUAACGAUGGCUUCAUUACCCUGCUGUAUACCCCACCACCAGACUGCAUCCCCAGUUAUUGCCACAGCUUCUGAGAUUUUUGAUGAUGGAGUUCACCCCAGGACAAUAAAAAGCCUGUCCAAAACCUCUAAAGUAUUUUCCGAGCUGGAUGAAGAAGAGGGGUCUAUAUCAAUGAAAGACUCACCUUCUCAAGCUCUUCUGAGGAUAUACCUGGAGAAGAAGGAUGAGAAGGAAAGAAACCUGACCCUGCACUUCUCGUCUGUUGAAGAAUUCCUAGAUGCCUACAUCAUCUUUAUCCUGAGAGAGGCCAUCCAGCACAUCACGGGCCAGUCCCUUAGUGACACUCCGGAAUAUAUCAACUAUUACAAAGUGUCCCAUGUGAUAUUUGAUAAAGUCCCACCUGUGCCUAGCAACAAGGCUAUAGUUUCACCCCCUGUUGAAAUGGUAGAGGAAAUCUCAAAAGAUAAAUUGGAAAAUGUAAGUUUAAGUUCAGAGAGCGAGAGUGUUGGGCCUGAGAGCAGGGCAGACUGGUGCAUCUCUCACAGGACCUAUGACAUUGGCAACAGAAGGGAAUUUGAAAGAUUUAAGAAGUUUCUAAAGGGCACACUAGGAGAGAGGUACUGGUGGCUGUGGAUGGACAUAGAGAGGCUGAAAGUUCUUAAGGACCCUGAAAGACAUCAAAGACAUCUUGAGAAAAUGAAAAAAUGCUACCUUGUGAGCAAUGGGGAACGCUACCUUUCUGCAGAAAUCUUAUCGAAGUUUAAGCUGCUGCAUGGAUCCCGGUGGACAGCAGACCACUUGAAAAACAUUCAGGCUGAGGUUUUAAAACCUCUGCUUCUGUAUUGGGCACCAAGAUUUUGUGUAACACAUUCAGCUUCAGCAAAAAAUGCUAGCACUGAGCUGAAGUUCUGGCGCCUCCGUCAAGAGAAGCCCAGGAAGGAUGUUGACCCUUUUCCACAGAUGGCCACCCUCCUGCCAUUAAGACCGAAGUCCUGCAUUCCACAGACCCCUGAGGUCCAGGGAGAAGAAAUCGAUUUAUUUCAACCAUCUAAAUUUAAGAAAUUAUCAAAAAUAAAUGCAGGGACUCAACAACUUGGGAGAAGUGAGCCUCUGAAUGCAGUUUCUUCUAAGGAUGGCGGGCUUGAGAAAGGGUCAAAGAGGCUACCAGAGAGCACCACUGUGGUCCGCUUGACAUCUUUUACUGACAUCUCCGAGUGUCUGAAGCCCCAGCUGGAGAGAAAAUACACUUACACAGAAGAGCAUAAUGUUAAAACUGUAUCAAAUGUUGGAGCCUUGGGAGGAUUUGACAUGGAAAACUUGUUGCAGUCCUUGUAUGUAGAAAACAGAGCUGGAUUCUUCUUCACUAAAUUCUGUGAGAAUUCGGGGAACAAGCUGUGGAAGCACAGUGUGUACUUUUGGUUUGACCUCCAGGCUUAUCAUCAGCUGUUCUACCAAGAAACACUUCAACCUUUCAAAGUAUGCAAGCAAGCCCAAUAUCUUUUUGCCACUUACAUUGCUCCGUCAGCCAGUUUCGACAUUGGACUCCAUCAGGAAGGGAAGAAAGACAUUUACAUGAAAAUACAGCCACCAUUUGAAGAUCUUUUUGACACAGCAGAGGAGUUUAUCCUUCUCAGCCUUCUGGAACCCUGGACACAGAUGGUGAUGUCAGACCAGGUGGCUUACAAAAAGGUGGAACUACAAGAAGAGACUCGACAACUAGAUUCUGCAUAUUUCAGAAAGCUACAUGCUUUGCAUAAGGAAACAAUUUCCAAGAAGGCUGAGGACACCACUGGCUAUGCAAUGGCCACACUGUCACUCUCGGAUGUCUCUAAACAAACAGAGUAUUGGCUUAAUGUCCCCGAGGAAUACAAGCACCUUACUUUUAAUGACCUACUUAACAACAAACUGGAAUUUGAACAUUUCCGUCAGUUUCUUGAGUCUCAUUCUUCAAGCCUUGACCUUAUGUGUUGGAUAGAUAUCGAACAGUUCCGAAGAAUCGUUUUUAAAGACCAAAAGCAAAGAGAGGAAAAAUCUAUAUACAUUAAAAACAAAUACCUUAAUAAAAAAUAUUUCUUCGGACCCAGAAGUCCAGCUUCUUUGCAUCAACAGAACCAGAUUAUGCUUCUGAGCGGAGGCUGGGGCAGGAUUCUGCAUGAGCAACUUGACGCAUCUGUGCUGGUGGAAAUCCAGAAGCACGUCUUGAAUAGGUUGGAAAAUGUGUGGCUGCCAUUGUUUCUCUCGAGUGAACAGUUUGCAUCACGUCAGAAGAUAAAGACACAGAUGAAAGACAUAGCGGAUGAGCUAUUACUGCAGAGGCAUGACAGGAAAAUUGGAGUUUGGAAGCCUGUGGAGAGUAAGUGGAUAUCUUCAUCCUGUGAGAUUAUUGCUUUCCGUAAAGCAUUAUUGAAUCCAGUCAUUGCAAGGCAAUUUCAACGGUUUGUGGCCCUGAAAGGAGAUUUGUUGGAAAAUGGAGUUCUUUUUUGGCAAGAAGUACAAAAGUUUAAGGAUUUGUGCCACUCACAUUGUGACGAAUCUAUCAUCCACAAGAAGAUUACAACCAUCAUCAACUGCUUCAUUAACUCCUGUAUCCCACCAGCUUUACAGAUUGAUAUUCCAGUUGAGCAAGCCCAGAAGAUCCUUGAACACAGGAAGGAGCUGGGGCCCUAUGUGUUCCGAGAGGCACAGAUGACAAUUUUUGGGGUUCUGUUUAAGUUUUGGCCACAGUUUUGUGAGUUUAGGAAGAAUUUAACUGACGAGAAAAUCAUGAGUGUUUUAGAGAGAAGACAAGAACAUAAGCAGAAACGGAAAGCAUCAGACAUAGAAGAGGACAAGGCUGGAAAGAGUGGAGUUAAGCAGUAUGCAAGUACUACAGGCUCUCUUACAAAACCUGUCUUAGGCAGCGAGUCCCUACUAGUCCUGCAGUCCUAUGGUCGACAGCCAACCUGGUGUUAUUCAAAGUACAUAGAAGCCUUGGAACAAGAACGAAUUCUUCUGAAAAUCCAAGAAGAAGUGGAAAGAAAAAUGUUCACAGGUACAUCAUCUUUCACAAACUUGCUUAAGCCUUCCACUGGCUCCGCUCUGUCUCUGAAGAAGAAUGUGUCUCUUCACAGCAUCCAGAGAUAGCAGCUUUCCAGCCCAUGCUCAGAUCCUCCUGCUGACAAGCACCAGGAUUUCUUUAAGUCAACGUUAACUAGCAUGAGAAGCUGAUGCCCAGGGUGUUGAAUAGUCCACGUUCCUUUAGAAUACAUCUAUGAUAGGCUAGAAGAAUUAAAGACUUUUGACUAUCAUACUCUAUAAGGAAAAGCAUGUGUAAUCUUUAACAGAGAUCCCUCGCAGGCUCACCAUCUCUGUUUAGCAGAUCUAUUCACUGAAUGACUAGGGGUGUAACUAUUCCUAGUGUAACUGACAGGAAACACAGAAGAGCCCUCCACCCCGAUUCCAGCGGUGGUGGAGCUACGGAAGCACUGGUCUCUACACAGCGGUACCCACAGGACCCACACAAUGAGGGCUAGCAUUUCAGGUGCCUUGAACCACUCCAUGCAUGCCUUCCAGACACCUUGUUGAUUUCAAUUCAGACUUGCACUACAGACUACUCUUGAUGCAGACUGUUAGAGCCAAAAGAAACAGUGCUAAGAAAGGGAGAAGCCCUGGUGCAGGCUCCACAUGUGGCAAAGGAGAACCAGACCACAUGUAAGAGAAGACCUGAGAGGGGCCCUUGUGACCCACAUAACUAAGGCAUUCCAAGGACUACAGCCUGGACUAGAAGUUACGUCCUAUAGUCCCACACAGUCCUGAGAUGUCUUUUCAAAGAUAAAACUGUCACCCCAAAUUCUCCAGGUAGUUUGGAACUUUAAAUAGGGACCGUAUCAACUAACAUACUUGGAAGGUCCCCUCUCCUCUAAAGAAGGGACUCAGGCAUUUGCCAUCUGUUUGCUUUUGGAGGUGAGGAUCUUGCUGUGCUCUCCAGGCUGUCCUCAACCCUCCUGAGUCUCUGGGAUUACCAGACAAGGUGUGGAUCGCCGUGCCCUGCUAGAUAGAAUGUCCCUGGCACCGUGCCUGCAAAAGCCCUCUUCGGUGGCUGUGGAACUGGUCACUGUUUCACAAAGCCCUGAAAGAGCUUGAUGUCUCAUGGACUUUGGUCUUUCUCCCUCCUCUGCUUCAGCUGAGAUUUUAUCGAUUUGUUUGUUUUCCUGAUGUUCAAUUUUCUGUUCUCUCAACAUGUUAAUUAUAAUUCUCUAGAAAGUGUUUUUCCCAGUUGUCAAUGUUCACUACAGCUAAUAAGAGCCUACUUCCUGGCCACAGUAUUGGGCUGC